This is a messenger RNA of Hypoxylon fragiforme, 516 nucleotides long. RefSeq lists its product as uncharacterized. Bases 1 to 516 code for a protein of 171 amino acids. Gene Ontology annotation, molecular function: translation initiation factor activity; RNA binding. The transcript has a single exon. The record is from RefSeq and is a predicted model, not a curated record. Gene Ontology annotation, cellular component: cytoplasm. NCBI's taxonomy places the organism in Eukaryota, Fungi, Ascomycota, Sordariomycetes, Xylariales, Hypoxylaceae. Gene Ontology annotation, biological process: translational initiation.
AUGCCUUAUCCCAGUCGUAAAGGAGGGAAGGUGUCACGUCGCCAGAAGAAGAGAUUAGAUAAUGAUGAUGAACAGCGCGAGCUCCUACUCAAAGACAAGAGCCAAGAAUACGCUUACAUCGAGAAGGCUCUCGGCCACGGUCAGUUCCGGGUCCGGAUUCUCAGCGUAAAGGGGGAUGGCAUCCCAGCUAUACGCCACGCUAUCGCCCGGGGCAGUAUGAGUAGGAGGAGACAGUUCGUCAGUGAUGGUGACGUUGCUCUUGUAGCACUUCGUGAUUUCGAAGAAGAUAAGGUGGACAUAAUCCAUUUGUAUAGGGAGUCUGAGAUAGCACGACUAAUUGAGUGUGGCGAGUUGCCCAGUAAUGUUUUUGAUCCUCCGCAAGGUGACGAGAUAGAUGCGCCGAGUAAUUUUGUGAUCAUAUUUGUAAAUGAGGAAGAUGGUGAAGGUGGUGAAGAUGAUCACAGUGAUGGCGACGAUGAUGAUGAUGAGAUAUUCACCAACAUACCAAGUAAAUAA